Messenger RNA from Salmo salar (Atlantic salmon), 1713 nucleotides. Lineage: Eukaryota; Metazoa; Chordata; Actinopteri; Salmoniformes; Salmonidae. The record is from RefSeq and is a predicted model, not a curated record.
AAGAGUAAAUUGAAGGCUGACUGAGUUCCUAAAAAGUUUGGGAACCACUGCCCUACAGUAUAUGAAAACCUGUGCCUACUCCCAUUUCGUAAAGAAGAGGUCUCUCUCUCUCUCUCUCUCUCUCUCUCUCUCUCUCUCUCUCUCUCUCUCUCUCACACGCCCCCAAGUCAUCAGUAUUGCCUACCCUUUGCACAACCAGCAGAGGCAUUGCUCCUCUGCCCAAAUGUCUAGGCGCAGGGUAGGUUUCUGUCUGAGUGAUAAGAAACGGAGACAAAUUAAUCUGGUUGCUUUUGCUGAGCUUUGUGCGAGCCACAGUGUUGAGGUGGUUGAGAUAGAUCUCAGUCAGCCAUUGGAGUCUCAAGGACCUUUUGCGGUCAUUGUACACAAGCUCUCUGAUGUCAUUGUCAAGGCCGAGUACGACAGCCAAUCGCAACAGCUCCUUGACAACUUCCAGGGUUAUGUGUCCACCCAUCCCCAUACUGUUCUCCUGGACCCCCUUCCAGCAAUGAGCCAGCUACUGGAUCGCUUUGCCUCCUAUCGGAUUAUGAGCCAGCUCCAGAACUCCCUGAGAGACUGGCGAAUCAGCAGCCCUCCCUACCUGGAGAUCAGCACCAGUGACCUGUCAGUCAUCCAGCAGGACGUGGAGAGCAAGGGCCUCAGCUUCCCUCUGAUCUGUAAAACCAGGGUGGCUCAUGGAUCCUGUUCCCAUGACAUGUCUCUGAUCUUCAGUAUGGCUGGUCUGUCAGAGGCCCACCCUCCCUGUGUGCUGCAGAGCUUCGUCAACCACGGUGCCGUGCUGCACAAGGUGUUUGUGGUGGGAGAGGACCACUUCACUGUGGAGAGGCCCUCGCUGAAGAACUUCCCCCCUGGACCCUAUGAGAGGAAGACGAUCUUCUUCAACAGUCACCAGGUGUCCAAGCCAGAGUCCUGCUCCCACCUCACUGCACUGGAUGAGAAGGUGCCGAGGCUGCCUCCCCCCAGUGGUGAGGCCAUGGUGGCCCUAGUAAGAGAGCUGAGGGCAGAGCUGGGCAUGGCUCUGUUCGGGGUGGACGUCAUCGUCAACAUCAACACACACACCCUCACUAUCAUCGACAUUAACAUCUUCCCAGGUCACUGGGCCAUCCUUCAUUUCCAUUUGUCAUUAACAGACACUCUUAUCCAGAACGACUUACAGUCAUCAAAGUCACUUUAUUCUGCUAUAUUUGCUUCCAUGUUACACUUUCACUCUUACUCAAUUUCAUGUUCUCUUUCUAGCUCUCUCCCUCAUCAACCACAUAUUUCCGUCCCUCUCUUCCAGGCUAUGAGGGAGUGCCUCAGUUCUUCUCCUCCCUCCUCAGUCACAUUGAGUCAGUAUUGGACCACCAGGAACUGGAAGUCCCCCAGGCAACAUGUCCUCCUGCUCCCUCUGCACCCCAGACUGACCUCUGAACUCUGACCUGGGUUCACCGUUGACUCUUGACCCUGACCCGGCUCAUCUUUUCUGAUACAUACAGAAAGCCCCUGGAAGUAGGAGACCUAAUUGAUGACGGUUGCCUUUAAAUAAAUCUCAUAAUAUGGGUCUGAGUCUCCUCUCCUUGCAGACACAUACAGUACCAGUCAAAAGUUUGGACACACCUACUCAUUCAAGGGUUUUUCGUUCUUUCUUUUUUAGUGAAGACAUCAAAACUAUGAAAUAACACAUAUGGAAUCAUGUAGUAAUCAAAAAAGUGUUAA